Drosophila innubila is the source of this 1182-nucleotide messenger RNA. Its product is annotated as sepiapterin reductase. Gene Ontology annotation, biological process: tetrahydrobiopterin biosynthetic process. The coding region runs from base 139 to 945 and encodes 268 amino acids. The record is from RefSeq and is a predicted model, not a curated record. The transcript has a single exon. Gene Ontology annotation, molecular function: sepiapterin reductase (NADP+) activity. Lineage: Eukaryota; Metazoa; Arthropoda; Insecta; Diptera; Drosophilidae.
CAGUUGUGGGAUUAGUACAAUUGUACAGUCGGAAGUGAUCGAAACAUUAGCGGCAACAGCAGCGGAAGCUUUAGUCAUUUUUAGGCAAUUCCUUUUGAUCAAUAGUUGAUAUCCUUGAUAUUUAAACUACAAAUUAGUAUGGCAGCCAAAAGAAUGGACUUAAGGGUGCGAACGUUUUUGGUGUUAAGCGGCAGCUCCAAUCCGCUUGGCCAGACGCUUGCCCAGGAGCUGUGUUGCCGCUUGGCAGCUGGAUCUGUGGCCCUCAUACUGGACGACAAGCAAGAGAAUUUGAAAUUGUUGGAGCAAAUGUUGAACGAACAAUUGAAACCAGGUUCAGUGCAAAUAUUUACUGGAGUUUUGGAUGAAAACCAUAGCAAUGGUAAUCAGCUGAUGGAACAGAUCUUGCGUAAGAGCUCUGGUUAUGGCUUCCAGCGCACCAUCAUCGUGCACAAUGAAGGCGAUGCUGCCACCCAUGUUUUAAUGGAGCCACAGACGGCGCAGUCCUGGACCGAGUAUGUGCAGCGUCAGUUGUACGCGCCGGUGUCACUUAACCAGCUCUGGUUGAACUCCAAGGCGUUGGCUGGCGUCGAAAAGCUGGUGAUCAAUGUGACCUCGUCGUUGCAGGUGCGUCCACUGGUGUACAGCACAUUGUUGUGCUCGUGCAAGCGAGCUCGCGACAUGUACUUUCGUUCAAUGGCCUCGGAGGAGAAACGCUCGGAUGUUCACGUGCUCAGCUAUGCGCCUGGACUUUUGAAGACGCACGAAAUCCAGUGCGAUGUUAACGGCAAUAUUGUGGAUCCCGAGGAACUGAUCGGAUUGUCCCAAGGGCAGAAAUUGCCACGCGUUCAACCGCUACAGUCAACACUUAAGUUGAUCAACAUUCUGGAGGAGACUUCCUUUGUGUCCGGUCACGAUGUGGACUACUAUGACACAUUCGUCUUAUGAGUAGCAACGCAGUCGUGGCUUGUGCAUCCUCCACCUGGCAACUGGAUGUGGAUCGCACUGACACGGACUGCUGCAGACGCGUACGUCAAAAUGGCUGACGAUUAUGACUUACAUUUUAGAACUAUGGAAACGGAAAUGGAAAUUAAUAAAAUUUGGCUGCUGACUCUCGUGCUCGAAACGGUACAAUGCACGUGUAACGGAAACGGAACACACGAAAACGAAACACAAAAAAAAAAA